Molecule: messenger RNA, 267 nt
Organism: Funneliformis caledonium
Lineage: Eukaryota; Fungi; Glomeromycota; Glomeromycetes; Glomerales; Glomeraceae
Source: the annotation of a GenBank genome assembly
AUGGGGAUUGCUUGGUUACAAUCUCACCAAAAUUCGCCUAUGGCUUUCUUUAGCACUGCUUUAGCCUCCAGCUUUCUCAAUGGCGAAUUGACAGAGAUGCUUGUGCCGGAAGAUUUCCUUUACAAAUUGUCUUACCGGGAGGAGGAUAGGUUGGUUGUUGUAAUUAAAGAAGCUCUGUGGAGCAACCGUCAUAUUAAAUUGCAAGACGAGAAGGGUGAGAGCGUCUUUUGCCAUAGCGUUUAUCUUGUUGUUCAAAAGAUUGUUUGA